This is a messenger RNA of Anneissia japonica, 2612 nucleotides long. RefSeq names its product monocarboxylate transporter 12-like. The record is from RefSeq and is a predicted model, not a curated record. NCBI's taxonomy places the organism in Eukaryota, Metazoa, Echinodermata, Crinoidea, Comatulida, Comatulidae. Bases 114 to 1085 code for a protein of 323 amino acids. Gene Ontology annotation, biological process: transmembrane transport. Gene Ontology annotation, molecular function: monocarboxylic acid transmembrane transporter activity. The transcript is spliced from 5 exons.
CAUUCGCAGCCGCAUUUUGGCAAGUUACAGGGUUUGCUUGCGGCUGGAUCAGUUGUAGCCUAGGACAUCGGAACGCAGCAUUUAUUGGGGGUACAGCAUUGGUCUGUGGUCAAAUGUGGUCAUAUUUUGCUAAUGAUAUUUAUCAGUAUUUUCUGAGUAUAGGAAUUUUAACUAGUUUUGGAAUUAGCAGCUGCUAUAAUGUUGGUAUGAGCGUUUUAGGUGUGCACUUCAAGAAAGAAUUCGAAUUAGUAAUCAGCCUCGCCUCUACAUUCGUUGGAAUUGCUUCCAUCGUCUUCCCGGUGUUAUUUGACUUGGUAAUUAUACAAUUUGGAUAUAGAGGUGCCUAUUUGAUAUUAGCUGGCGUAUGUCUACAUAUGUAUAUUGCUGCUAUACUCUUUCGCCCAACUGGUCAUCACCGAAGAAAACAUAUCGCAUUAAAACCUACACAAAUUAAAGACAUUGCUGAGGUGCCUGGAUUGCCUGCAUUCAUGGUGGUGUAUACGUUUUCAUAUAUACCCUACUUAACAUGGUUAACUUUUGUUGUGCCGUACGUCAUUGAGCUUGGGAUAGAUUCUAUUGCCGCAGCUACACUCAUUAGCGUAUACGGAUUCGGAAAUAUUGGAGGACGAUGUGUACAGCUAGUCGUUACUUACUUUGUAAAGAACAAAUCAAUGGCCCAAUUGUUGGCUGGUCUAUGUUUAGCUGCAACGAGUCUGGUCGUAUUCGCAUUUGUGCAAGAUUUCGGAUUGUUAGUAGGAUCGUCAUUUAUGUUCGGAUUUUCACUUGGAUUUGUAUUACCUGCAUUUGGUGUCGUUUUAUGGCAUCUUUCAAUCGGGAAAGAAUUUGAAGUAAUUCUUGGUGUCAAUACAACCUUCCUUGGACUACUCAAUCUGUGCUUUGGAGUAGUUAUUGGUGAACUUCGGGGUUUAUUUGGCUCUUACCAUUUGACGUUCAUCCUAAUUGCCCUGAUAUCACUACUGGCGGUAUUAAUAUUAGUUUGCACCAAACCUCUUCGACGUAUGUUACCGGGUUUCGACUUAUCAUACAAUGAGUUUCCACAGCAAGACGAGAGUUGUAAGGAUUAACUAAGAAACAAGAAACACCGUAUUCAAUUCCAUCGCUGGCUUGUAAAGUGAAGCACUUGACUGACAUACUGUACAUUUUACCCGUAUUUUUAUGUGAAGGCAUUUGUUUAGUUAGGCUAUAUUUUGUUUUCUUCGUCUUGUGCAAUCCCGUAUUAGUUUUAUUAUAUGAAUUAUUGUUAGACUUGAAUUCCAUAUUUUAUGCAAAUUGCAAUAAAUUAUUUUAUAUAUCAAACACAGUAUAAAUCAUGAUAUAAUAAACUCAAAACCGUCUUGUGGUAAUUCUAUAAGCAUAUAAAGUUUGAACGUUAAAGGAAAUGAAUCUGCGAGUGUCUUUAAACGUAAGUUACAGCUUUUAUAUUGCAUUCUUCAAAAACGAUUUGAAUAAAUGUUACUAAAUCUGAAUCUGAGUGUGAAGAAAAGCUGGCCCAACCAGGAUUCAUACCCAAGACCUUUAGUUUGCUGUCUAUGCGGACGCCCUCGCCAACUACCGGUAGUUCAUUGCGGCUUCGUAAUUCAUAUCCGAAGAUUUGCUGCAGGUUCGAAUCCCACUAGAGCAAGAACUAGAGACACUUGUUUUUAUACAACUAAAUAAAGGAACUUUUCGUUGAAGGGCUACCGUAUGCUUUUAUGCUAUUCGAACACUGUUAUUAGCACUCUUGCUCCAAACGGUAUUAAUACUUCAUUUAAAUCGUUCAAGAAUGAGUCUCUACAUAUUAUUUUUAUAUUUCCAUAUACUUUAUUAUCACUAAGUAUAUUUUUUACAGUUUUCAAAAUUAUGACAUAUUUUUAGGCUUAUUUAUUACAUGUAUUUUAUUAAUGUAUUAUUACUAUACCGUAAAACCCGGAAUUUAAGCUCUGGGCUUCUUUUGUUUUUUGCGAAUGGAUUUGCGUUUUUUCGAGGCUACUUUUGCAAUGUAAAGAGAGAGGCCUCUUUUAAAAAUAAAUGCUGUAAACUUUGAGAAUUACUACUAAAAAUCUAUAAAUAGGACCACUCUAACAUCAAUUUGUGUCAUGGAGUGUAUUAACCGGAAUUAAAUCACCUAAUACUGAUAUAAACCAAGCAUAUUUUAAUUUUUUUUUGUUUCAUUGAAAUUCAUGUAGGCCUACAGUGUAUGUAAUGUACUAUCUCGAAAAAGCCAAUGCUAUCUGAAAAAGAAGCCAAUGGGUAGUUUUUCUAGGUUACUUUUGCAAACUAAAGAGGGGGCUUAAAUUCGAGAUGGGCUUUUGCUUGAGAUUAUGGCCAUUGGCUAUUCGAUGUUUUACGGUAUUAUAAUAGGCCUAUAUUUUAUACCUAUUACUACAGUAUUAUUUCUUUACGAGUUCUUUGCCUUAGAUUUCACUAAUGACCACAAUAUUGUCUAUUUGGUUCAUAUUGCCUUUAGUGCAUAUAUAUUUUUAAUUUUUUAUAUAGGCCUAGUCAUUACUGGACAUCAUCUUGUUUAUUUAGCUAUAAUAUUUUUAGAGAUUCUCAUCCCUUAUGGGGUAUACCUGUUAUUAUAGGUUUGUCGUUUUGGUGUGUUGCAGGUA